Messenger RNA from Fonsecaea pedrosoi CBS 271.37, 663 nucleotides. RefSeq lists its product as uncharacterized. Bases 1 to 663 code for a protein of 220 amino acids. The transcript has a single exon. NCBI's taxonomy places the organism in Eukaryota, Fungi, Ascomycota, Eurotiomycetes, Chaetothyriales, Herpotrichiellaceae. The record is from RefSeq and is a predicted model, not a curated record.
AUGGCGGUGCAACUUGGACCCAAUCUGACGAAUGCCGUGGAGGGACUGGUGGCGUACAUGGCCCACGCAUACGCUUUGAUGGGCCAGGUGUACGCCAGCGCCUUCACCCAGGCGCGCGAUUGGUCCGACCCAAUGCAAAACUUAUUCCGACAGGUGUGCUGGGCCCUGAUGUGCAUGGCCUCCUGUUCCCGCGACUACGUCAAGCUCGCCAACGCCGAGGAAACUGGGUGGUCAGACAUAGUGGGAGAGUGCAUGAGCAAGGCCGCCAGCUUCACGUACGGCAUCCUCGGAGCAAGGCGUGCUGACCAGUCCACCGAGCUCAUGUCGGCCUUCCUCGUCGACUUCCACGACGACGAAAGGUCCCGUGGAAGCGCUCCGUCCAGCUCUUGGUCCUGGAUGGGGUCAUUCCUCGUGUGGCUCACAAGCGACUUGCUGUCCCGAUCGAGCUUCGCGUCCGCCAUCUGCGCCGCCGUGGCAAAGGGCCGCGCCGAGGGCAAACACAUUUUCCAGGUGCUCGUGUUCUCCCUCCAACAUCCUGUGUACGUCGACGUGACGCCCAAAGCAGUGGUGCACUCGAAGCGCUAUGCCAUGUGGACCCAACCCGCAGACGGCCAAGUCUCGUACCUCCAGAAGACCCGCUGCUCCAAGACCCUGAGGAAGUGA